AUGGCUACCCAGUACACUCAGCUCCUAAUGGAGGAUGGCGUGGAUUUCUUCCCAGCAGACGUCUCAGAAAACGAGCGAACGUAUCCUGAAACCAUGGAGGAAUACGACACUUUUGAGUUAGAUGAACAAGACCUGGUGUUGGCCCAGGAGGCUGCGCGGCAACAAUUCAACAAGACUGAAGUACGCCCCAACAUGUAUUCUUUUGAUUGGUCAGACGCACAUGGUGCAUUGUGGGACAGAGUCAAACAGAAAAUCAUAACGAGGUUCGGCACACGAGGCGCUAGACUGGACAGAGUCAAAACGAAGGCGGUCUCGGUAGCUGGCGGCGGGGGAAUCAGAGCUAUGAAUGGAUCCAUCACAAUUGCUAUUCCGACACAAGAAGCCGGGUUCGAGACAGAAAUAUUGAUACAAGCCCUGCAACCACGAUGGGUUCCGAGAAAACCCUGGCGGCACAAUUUAUGUUACGCACUUCUACAACCCGGGACGGUAAUUGGAACACAGAAGGAUGAAAUCUCCAUGUUGCUUGCGACGUUCGAGCUUGAUGACAACUAG
This is a messenger RNA of Metarhizium brunneum ARSEF 3297, 552 nucleotides long. RefSeq lists its product as uncharacterized. Lineage: Eukaryota; Fungi; Ascomycota; Sordariomycetes; Hypocreales; Clavicipitaceae. The record is from RefSeq and is a predicted model, not a curated record.